Oncorhynchus masou masou (cherry salmon) is the source of this 2054-nucleotide messenger RNA. Its product is annotated as bifunctional apoptosis regulator-like. Gene Ontology annotation, biological process: proteasome-mediated ubiquitin-dependent protein catabolic process. Lineage: Eukaryota; Metazoa; Chordata; Actinopteri; Salmoniformes; Salmonidae. Gene Ontology annotation, molecular function: ubiquitin protein ligase activity; protein binding. The coding region runs from base 358 to 1755 and encodes 465 amino acids. The transcript has 9 exons. The record is from RefSeq and is a predicted model, not a curated record.
GGUGUAUUCAUUACGCGGAUUUCGCUUCAAAAGCUCUCGUCUGUUGCAAAACGUUUAGCAACGGAAACCUUUCACUCCAAACGGAAAACAUUUCGCAACGAAAUUAAAUAAAUCUAGGUCCCUCCCCGUCGGCUCUGUUUGCUUCCGCGUAAUGAAUAUACCUCUGGCAAGAAAGAAGUGAAAUGAGAAGCUAGCUGUUUAGCUACCCGUCUGACUGCUCGGAAAAAUGUCGACGUGUCCUAUUAGCUAGCUAGCAUAAUCAAAACUAACUUUGGAAAAGCGUCUAUUCGGCAGUGAUGUGAUUUUCCAGCUUGGUUGCAACGGCCGUUAUUCCCGAGACCCCAGAUCAUCCAGCAGAUGGAGGGGGGUGCCGCUGCUGCCCCCGCCCCCAACCCUCUCUCCGAUCUCUCCUCCCCCCUAACCCCUCCUGUGACCUGUAACCCCCCUCCCUCUCCGUACCCCCGGCCCUCUGCCAAAACCUCCAUCAGCGAAGACCAGUUUGGGUGCCACUGUUGCUACGACGUCCUGGUCAACCCGACAACGUUGAACUGUGGCCACAGCUUCUGCCGCCACUGCCUGGCUCUCUGGUGGGAGUCGAGUAGGAAGACUGAGUGCCCCGAAUGCAGGGAGAAGUGGGAGGGCUUCCCCAAAGUCAACAUCCUGCUGAGAGAUGCAAUAGAGCGGUUGUUCUCAGAGGUGGUGGGUAGGAGGAGAGCAGAGAUCCAGAGGAACCCCAAGAUCUCCCAGAGCCUGCUGGCCUUUCAGAGGUAUGGUGAUCAGGCAGCCAGAGGAAUCCCCAAGACCAGUCCUGGUAGAGGAGCAGGAGGGUUCUUCUCUGGAGUUCUCACUGCACUCACCUGUGUCGCGGUGAUGCUUCUGGUGUACCACUGGUCCAGUGGAGAUGGGGUUCAUGACCUCUUGGUCAGUAAGCCUGUGUCAAAAUGGACGCCGGAGGAGGUUCUGUUCUGGUUGGAACACCUUGGGGCUUGGACCUCUGUCUAUAAAGAACCCUUCCUGCAGGAGAACGUUAACGGACGGUUGUUGUUGAUGCUCGGUGAUGAGGAGCUGACCAGAGCUCCCUAUAACAUAGACAACCAGGCCCAUAGGAGAGCGAUGAUGGCUGAACUGAAGAGGAUCAAGAAGCUGGGGGUCGAGCCACCUCAGAACCUCUGGGAGUACAAGGCUGUGAAUGCAGGUAAAUCUCUGUUCCUGCUCUACGCUUUGAAGAGUUCUCCUCGCCUCACCAUCCUCUACCUCUACCUCUUCGACUACUCCGAAACUUUCCUCCCCUUCCUGCACACCUGCUGUCCCGCCCUCUCACGCACCAGCGAGCCAAUGGAGGACAGCCUCCCCCUCAACCAGCAGGGGCACCCCAGCUGGCGCCAGUGGGCGGAGUUCCUAGUUAAGUACCUCCUCCUUCCGUACCAGCUGAUCGCUGAGUUUGCCUGGGAUUGGCUGUCGGUUCACUACUGGACGUCACGGUUCAUCAUCGUCAACGCCAUGCUGCUGUCUGUGCUGGAGGGCUGUGUCCUGUGGAGGCUCUAUAACCGAGCUGAGAUCAGGAGUCUCCCUCAGAAGAUGUGGGGUCACCUGUGGAGGAUGUCCUCCCAGGGUUUUGCCUUCGCCCUGUUCUGGCCGGUGAUCCCUCAGUUUGUGUGUAACUGUCUGUUCUACUGGGCUCUGUAUUUCAACCCCAUCAUCAACAUAGACCUGGUGGUGCAGCAGCUGAUGCACCCGGACACACAAGGGCCGUGAAGGACUGGCCGGCUCCCUACGUAGUGCACUACUUCUGACCAGAGUCCCUAUGGGGGGUAGUGCACUACUUCAGAGUCCCUAUGGGGGAUAGUGCACUACUUCAGAGUCCCUAUGGGGGGUAGUGCACUACUUCAGAGUCCCUAUGGGGGGUAGUGCACUACUUCAGAGUCCCUAUGGGGGGUAGUGCACUACUUCAGAGUCCCUAUGGGGGGUAGUGCACUACUUCAGAGUCCCUAUGGGGGGUAGUGCACUACUUCAGAGUCCCUAUGGGGGGUAGUGCACUACUUCAGAGUCCCUAU